This is a messenger RNA of Miscanthus lutarioriparius, 606 nucleotides long. NCBI's taxonomy places the organism in Eukaryota, Viridiplantae, Streptophyta, Magnoliopsida, Poales, Poaceae. The record is from the annotation of a GenBank genome assembly.
AUGGGAGGGCACGGCGGGCUGAAUAUUUUGCCGCAGAAGCGGUGGAACGUCUAUAAUUUCGACAACCGCGAGAAGGUGCAAAAAGAUGAGGCCGCCGCCUCCCGGGAGGAACAGCUCCAGCGCGAGGCGGAACGCCGCCGUGAAUCCGACCUCCGCCUCGCUGCGCUACGCCGUAACCGCGGCCUGGUCCAGGCGGAGUCGCCCGCCACUCCUCCACCUCACCCCGCCGGCCCCGCUGAUCCAGUGGACGCCCUUCCUUCCCCGACCUCGGACGGAGACCACAUCAACCUCUUCUCGGGUGGAUCCGGCGUCGCUGCUGACUUCGCCGUGCUCGCCUCGGCCAGUGGUGGGAGGGGCGCGGCCCGGGAGCGGGAGCCCGACGCUGACCCUAACCCUAAGAAGCGGAAGAAGAAGGAAGAGGAGGUGAGGGUUGUGGGGCCCGAUGAGGAGAAGUACAGGCUGGGCUACGGUCUCGCUGGGAAGGGUGUGGCGGUGCCCUGGUACAUGUCUAGCCCUGCAGCGGCAGCGGCCAAGGAGGGGAGAUGCAGGGGAAGAUGUAUGAUGGUUACUGUUUCUGUGUUCCUUCAAUGCAGAUGGGCACGGUGA